Molecule: messenger RNA, 1760 nt
Organism: Lolium rigidum
Lineage: Eukaryota; Viridiplantae; Streptophyta; Magnoliopsida; Poales; Poaceae
Product: putative F-box/LRR-repeat protein 23
Exons: 4
Coding region: 304-1209 (301 amino acids)
Molecular function (GO): protein binding
Source: RefSeq, a predicted model, not a curated record
GCAGACGAGGAGCGGCGCCUUCGGCGGUGGCCCAGCGACGGUCCUAUUGCCGUCUUCCUCAUCCGAACGUGGCCGGCACAUCCCCGCGGAGGCCGCGACCAGCCUGUUCGUGUGUGUGGCGGCGGCGCCAGAUCCGGCAUCCCUCGGGUGCCCCGCCGCCGGAUCUGACCUCGCUCGGGAAGGUUGGCCUGGGGAGUUAGAUUUCUCUGGUGCUUUUUUGUGCUGUAAAAAAAAGCUCUUUUACGAGCUAGGCAGCUAGCGUCUCAGAAAGAAGGUUCAAGCUUCCCAUUGUUCUCAAUUGGGAUGAAAGGCGUCACAUGGGGUGUUUACCACCGUCGCCCGAGUCGUUCCUAUGAAAUGGAGGUUCAGCCAUUUGCAAAAAAAAGAAAAGAAGUGGAGGUGCAGCCAGACGCUGUCAGGGACUGGUCCGAGCUGCCUCUUGACGUGAUUGCUUUGGUCUUCUCCAAACUUGGUGCAGUCGAAGUUCUCAUGGGUGCAGGCCUUGUGUGCCACUCAUGGCUCGAGGCGGCAAAAGUGCCUAGCUUAUGGCGAUACGUUGACAUGGAGCACCAUGAGGUCUUGCGUGGAGAGAAGAAAAAGACGCAGGAUGUCUUGUGCGCAAUGGCAAAGGCGGCAGUUGACCGCUCCAGUGGAGAGCUUGAGGUGUUUGCAGGGAGCGAGUUUGUUACCGAUGAUCUUCUCAAGUAUAUUGCAGAAAGAUCUUCCUCCCUUAAGAGCCUCAGUCUCGACUAUUGCAAUGUUUCGAAUGAAGCAUUCACUGAGCUGAUAAUCAAGUUGCCUCUUCUCGAAGAACUUCUCAUUUCCUUAUGUCCAUUUGUUGACGGCGACGCAUAUGAGAUCACCAGCAGAGCAUGCGCGCAACUGAAGCGUCUCAUGUUACGCCAAGGGUCGUAUGGCGGCGAGAGAGAGGGGUCACUUGGAAUAGAGUUUAUGCAUGAGCUGCGAUACCUUACUCUCGUCGGAAGUGAUAUCACGACGGAGGAGCUGGUUGCCAUCAUCGAUGGCUGCCCUCACUUGGAGCGCCUUUGUGUGCGCAACUGUUGCAACAUCGUUGUCGAUGGAGUACUGCGAGCGAAAUGUUCGAGGAUCAAGACUCUGAUUCUUCCCACUUUGCAGUGCCGCCGUAUCCAUUUUCAUCCUGAUGAUGGCAUUUUCACUGACAAGUUUGACGAUUGGAGGUCUGCUUAAAUGUGAUGGUUCAUCUUGAACGGCUGCUAGCGAUCUAUGUAUGUACUGAUCUUGCAUGGCUGUGUUUUGUCAUGUGGGAUAUGGAUGGAUGGGUUCAGGUGGUUAUUGGCACUGCUACUCUGUGAUAUUGCUACUACAGUCCAAAUAAGGAGGCAAGGUCUCCGUUUUCUGGUGUUCCAAGAAGUUCCCAGGUUUGCGCAUGCAGUGUUCACACCUAGGUCACGAGCUACUUCAAGGUUGUGCGCUGCAUCCAGCAAUGCUCACACAGCACCAUCACUAAUGCCGUGGCGUCACCCUCCUGUGCUGUGCUGUCGCAACACCAUCAUUCCUUCCGAGCCUUCCUUUUUUCUGUUCGAUUAGUAGAACAUUUUGGAAUAAAUAACCAUUCUUCAUUAAUGUACUGUACUGCCUUAAGAUUAGCAGUGGCAUGGUUCUUUUCGAUGUGUAAGCUGUGAGUGCCUUUGAUCAUUUGGACAUGUGGUUGUAUGCCUGUAAAACCUAACUGCUUGGAUGCUGAAUAGCAGAGGAGAAGAGAUUGUAUGGGUUGAUGA